Messenger RNA from Bradysia coprophila, 1148 nucleotides. RefSeq lists its product as uncharacterized. Lineage: Eukaryota; Metazoa; Arthropoda; Insecta; Diptera; Sciaridae. The record is from RefSeq and is a predicted model, not a curated record.
AUCAGCCGAUUAGUCAGAUAAAUCCGCAAUUCACUCUACGUGAGACGCUAGUUGUGGUCGGUUUAUUUCAAAUUUUAUUUUGCAAUCAUGAAAUUGGUUAUCUUACUGGUGUCGACAAUUUGCAUUGGUUUUGGUCCCAGUUCGGGUCAAAAUCUUCAAGCGCAUCCCUUUCUCACUGUUACAUCGACUCGGUUUGGUCCGUUCAUAGAAGGAGCCAGUGUAAAUCGGGCUGGUCAUAUGUUUGCAACAAAUUAUGGCAAUGCGAAUACUUUGAAUCAACUUGGACAGUUCUUCCCUAGCCAACAAUUUGUUUUUGCGGACCCUCAAGCAAACACAUAUUACAAUGGUAUUCGUUUCUUCAACGAUCGAGAAGCUUUCGCUACUGACAUGGCCAAUCAUCGAGUCGUCAGACUAACUUUAGAGACUAUUGCAAAUAUUACAACCGUCACUGGGUCCUCAACAUUCUGCCAAAAUUCAAACAUGCUGCAACCGAACGAUCUGGCUAUUUCAAGGUCAGGCAUUAUAUUUUUGUCCGGAAUGAAUUGGUCUGAUAACACAGUUGAUACGGAUGGAGACAUUUGGUCGUGUACGCCACAAGGAACCGCACUUCUGCUAGAUCGGUUAGGUCGAACCAACGGCAUUGAACUGUCCGUUGAUGAGAGGCAUCUGUACGUCUCUGAAUCAUACAAUAGGGGCGGUACACCAUACAUUCAAAGAAUUUGGGUCUAUGACGUUAAUAAUCAAUUUAUUAGCAACAAACAACUGUUUGCCGACUUUGCCAACAUUGACAACUCAGUUUCGGUGGACAUUGACGGAAUGAGAACCGACAUGUUGAAUAAUUUGUAUGUUACGCGGAAUGGAGGUCGAGCUGUGAUAAUUUUUAAUCGAAGUGGAACAGUCAUCGGUACAAUCGGAUUGAACUUUGCACGACCAACAAAUCUUGAAUUUGGUGGUCCAUAUGGAACGACUUUGUUUAUCGUUGGGUCGUGUGAACAAGAUUGGCCUGGAAUUUUAGGAUGUGUUGAUCAGAUUCAAAUGACAACACCCGGAAGAGCAUGGUACAAUUUGCAGGGCUGACAUAAAUAUUUAUGUGUUGAUAAGCAAGCGAUAAUAAAAAUGUGAAAUUUCGUCAUCACAAAUCCACAAUC